Molecule: messenger RNA, 1065 nt
Organism: Pongo pygmaeus (Bornean orangutan)
Lineage: Eukaryota; Metazoa; Chordata; Mammalia; Primates; Hominidae
Product: olfactory receptor 4Q3-like
Exons: 2
Coding region: 100-1065 (321 amino acids)
Biological process (GO): G protein-coupled receptor signaling pathway
Cellular component (GO): membrane
Molecular function (GO): olfactory receptor activity; G protein-coupled receptor activity
Source: RefSeq, a predicted model, not a curated record
GCCCAUUUUGCUGGCCUGAGGCUGAAGAGAGGGUUGGUAGGAUGAAUGGCAGGAUAAAAUCUUCCUUCCUUGAAACCACAUAGCUUCUGACAAGCAAAGAUGUCACUUGAUAUUCUUGGCUUGAUGAAAAAAGAACAAGAUUCUAACGUGACAGAAUUUGUUCUUCUGGGCCUAUCAUCUUCUUGGGAGCUGCAGCUAUUUCUCUUCUUACUAUUUUUGUUUUUUUACAUUGCUAUCAUCCUGGGAAACCUCUUGAUAGUGGUAACAGUGCAAGCCCAUGCUCACCUGCUCCAACCUCCUAUGUAUUAUUUUUUAGGUCAUCUCUCUUUCAUUGACCUAAGCCUGAGCUGUGUUACUGUGCCAAAGAUGUUAGGGGAUUUCCUACAGCAGGGCAAGAGCAUCUCUUUUUCAGGAUGCCUGGCCCAGAUCUACUUCCUCCACUUUCUAGGAGCCAGUGAGAUGUUUCUGCUGACAGUCAUGGCCUAUGACAGGUAUGUUGCCAUCUGUAACCCUUUGUGUUACCUUACAGUCAUGAACCCCCAGCUAUGCCUUUGGUUGGUUCUUGCCUGCUGGUGUGGGGGUUUUAUCCACUCUAUCAUGCAGGUCAUACUAGUCAUCCAGCUGCCUUUCUGUGGCCCCAAUGAAGUGGACAACUUCUACUGUGAUGUCCCACAGGUCAUCAAGCUGGCCUGCAUGGACACCUAUGUGGUAGAGGUGCUGAUGAUAGCCAACAGUGGUCUGCUGUCUCUUGUCUGCUUCUUGGUCUUACUAUUCUCUUAUGCUAUCAUCCUGAUCACCCUGAGAACACACUUCUUCCAGGGCCAGAACAAGGCCCUCUCUACCUGUGCUUUUCAUCUGACAGUGGUCAGCCUGAUCUUCGUGCCAUGCGUAUUCAUCUAUCUGAGGCCUUUCUGCAGCUUCUCUGUGGAUAAGAUAUUCUCCUUGUUUUACACGGUGAUUACACCUAUGUUGAACCCCCUCAUCUACACACUCAGAAAUACUGAUAUGAAGACAGCUAUGAAGAAGCUGACGAUAAAACCAUGUGGCAUUCCAUUGCCUUGUUAA